CCGGAAACGAGUCUGCACCUGCACCGACAGCAGAACCGAAAUCAAAGGAAUCCCGUUCGAGCCUCGUCACGGUUCUGUCGGCUCUCCCACUCCCACCCCGCUCGUCGCGGUUUGCUCUGCGGGUCGAUUUCCUCUUCACGCCGCCGUUUCGGAGGGCUGAUCGCUGGAGUGUGGGGGGAUUUUACAGAGAGGGAGAAGUGGGAGGAAGGGCAGGUCCCUCAUCACCAUCACAUUCACUCCCUUCAUCAUCUCCAAACAUAUCAUCAUCAUCAACGCGUCGAGGCGUGUCUGCGCUCACUAGAAACACACCGCAACAUUAAACCAGCAGCAGCAGCAGCAGCUGCACCGAACAAAAUGAAUCGCGUUGACCGCACGCCGAGCCCGGACGCCGUUUGAUGUUGCACGUUUUAUUAUUUAUUUAUUUUUUUGAUCUGGAAUUUUCUUGACUUUGUUGGGAGAGCGAUCGAGCACUGCGGCCUUGCAUCCAACUGAAUGAAUGAUGCGGACUUUACCAGCACCCUGAUUUAACGUUAGCUCCCCAUUUCCCACGGAUGACCGUUUCACCCCACCAAACAGCAUCUCUUUUCUCCGUUCUGUGUUUUUAUGGGAGUGACGGAUAGCUAGUAGCCGGGAUAAAAUGUUGAAGUGGAGGCGGUUGAUGCGGUUGUCCAACCGCUCCUUAAUGGCCUUCAUCUUUUUCUUCUCCAUGUCCACGACCUGCCUCUACUUCAUUUAUGCGGCUCCUGGAAUAGUCAACACCUAUUUCUUCAUGGUACAGGCUCAGGGUAUCAUGUUACGAGACAAUGUGCGGACCAUUGGUCACAUGAUCAGGCUAUACACCAAUAAAAACAGUACACUCAACGGCACAGAUUAUCCUGAUGGAAAUAAUUCUAGCGAGUAUAUCGCUCAGCCAACCACAUACCUCCCUGAGAACUUCACAUAUGCUCAGAACCUGCCCUGUCCUGAACGAUUACCUUCUAUGAAGGGUCAGAUGGAAGUCAAUAUGACGGAGGUUCCUGUGGAGGAGAUUGAAGUGAGGCUCAAACUUCUGGACGUUCAAUUUGGAGGCCACUGGAAGCCCAAAGAUUGCAAACCACGCUGGAAGGUGGCCAUAUUAAUCCCUUUUAGGAAUCGACAUGAGCAUCUUCCCAUCCUCUUUCAGCAUCUCGCCCCUAUGCUCCAACGCCAACGCUUGCAGUUUGCCUUUUAUGUCAUUGAACAGGCGGGUACUCAGCCGUUUAACCGUGCCAUGCUGUUUAACGUGGGCUUUAAAGAGGCUAUGAAAGACCUGGACUGGGACUGUGUGGUGUUCCACGACGUCGAUCACAUCCCAGAAAACGACCGUAAUUACUACGGCUGUGGUCAGAUGCCUCGUCACUUUGCCGCCAAGCUUGACAAGUACAUGUACAUUCUGCCCUACAAUGAGUUUUUCGGUGGAGUAAGUGGACUUACUGUCGAACAAUUCCUCAAGAUCAAUGGCUUUCCCAAUGCAUUCUGGGGCUGGGGCGGAGAGGACGAUGACCUCUGGAACAGGGUUCAUUAUGCAGGUUUCAACGUGACCAGGCCAGAAGGUGAUAUUGGCAAAUACAAAUCUAUUCCCCAUCACCACCGAGGAGAAGUGCAGUUUCUGGGGAGGUACAAGUUGCUGAGGUACUCGAAAGAGCGACAGCAUCUGGACGGCUUGAACAAUCUGCAGUACUCUCCAGAGAUCUCCCUGAGCAGCCUGUAUAAGAACAUCACGGUCAAUCUGAAUCCCGAGCUCGCCCCCAUAACCGAGUACUGACAGGCUUCGCCCCCUCGGCGUGACCCAGAGUCAGAAAAUGUGAUGUAUCGAUGCCAAAUGCCCUUAAAAACAGGAGUGAGGAGGGCAAAGGCCUGUCUAAUGCACAGUUAGUUGUGUGACGUGAGUGUGUGUGUGUGUGUGCGCGUAUGUAAGAUUACUGGAUCAUAUCUGUGAAAAGUGUAUUAGCGUGACUGCGUGCGUUUAAUUGCAUGUUCCUAUGUCCAUGCUGGCUUUAGCGAAUCAGAUUACAACACAUUUUUUUUUUUUUUUAAAAAAGGUGGGGAGUGCCAGCGUCAACAAAUCAGAUGUUUACUGCGAAGCCUUAAUUGAAUUUUAUAGGCUAUCAAACUUUAGAUCUAGUCAUCUGUGCUUACAUUGUAGAAAGCUUGGUUUUACAUUACAACAGCACUCUUGACGCCAAUAGACAUUUUGUCAUGUUCUGUUAGUAUAAUUUUUUAUACAUAUCGUUUUUUAAGAGACAAAUUGUUUAGAAGACGUCAAUGCAGUUUAAAUGGAUGUAUUUUAAAUCGGUCCUUCACUUCAACUUUUUCCUUGUAUAACGAUAUACAUUUCACCAUGGUGGUGUGUUAAGUUUAUUUUCCCCUCAGUUCCAUGGCUAAACAGAAGGCUGUGAUGAGUUGCGUGCAUGACCCUGACUCCCCUGUAAAUAACUGGCCUUUUAAACAAUGCUUUAGCUCUGUCCCGCCCCAAAAGACGCCUGUGAUUCCAGUGGAAACACUCUUCUUUUUGGCAGCUAAUUGUUGACUUCUGUUCAUUAUGUUUUUUAUUCUUCAAUGGUGUGGGACACGACUGACAGUGAAUAUCAGCAAUGACUGCAGAAUGCAAAAAAAAAAAAAAGAAAGAAAGAAUCAAAAACAGAAUACCGAUAUCAUUACCUGCUGCAUGCCUUAAUUUAUUUUUUGUUAAAUGAUUAUUUUGUCUUAAAGAAUUUUUUUUUUUUUUUGUCAUAUUGAAUUUUUUUUUGUCUUUAAUUUUGUUAAUAGCAUAAUCAUUCUCAUUUUUCACUUUUGAAGUGCACUCCAAGGUGGUAAACGAUAUGACUGAAAUGAUAGCAAGAUGUUUAGGAGACGGGUCGUUCGCAGGAUGACUUGUAGGUCAGUCAGGUUCGCAGCUGCUAAAGCCAAAACGCCCUUCGCCGGGUUUGGCGUGUGUCUCAACCUGUGUGUUUUUGUCUUGUUUGUGUGUGUGUAGCUCUCAGUGUGAAUUACUGGGUGAUGUUGCGCUCCGGGAGGGCCAAGAUGAGAGGGCGACUUCUCAGUUGCUCUUGAAUGGCAUUCGGAGUACCCUUGGGCCAUGACGACUUUAUGCUGUUAAAGUUUUGAGCAGUACAAGCUGUUGGUAUAUGUUUGCCUUUUUGUAUAUAAUUUCUUUUUUUUUUUUGAGUUGUCGAUGUACCAUACAUUGCUUAAUUUGUUUUGUGUAUAUUUUAAGUUAUCAUAAAAAUGUUCUAAAACUGCUAUGUCAUGUCUUCUCUUGCUAUCUGUGUGCUUGUGUAUCUGUCCACUCAGAAUUAGACAUCGAUGGUGAUUAUUUUGUCAGCAGCAUGGUCUGCGAUAUUAACUGGACUUAAUGAAACUUGAAGUUGAGACACUCACAGUUCACAAAAACGCUUUAUUGCACCUGCUUUCAAGGUUCUUUCCAUCUGCAUGUCUCUAAAGUGUAGCUGAGCCAUGGCAUCUCUGAGGUCCUCAGCUUACUUUGUCUUUUUCUCAGUGGAUGAUUUCCUGAAACCCUGGUAUGGUGUUCCCGAAGUGAUCUCCAGUGCCCAGUCUGUUGUUUACAGUCUCUUUCAAAACCAUCAGACUAGCAGUCAGGUCUAAUCAGACCCGUUUACAGAUCUGUGGUUACAAAAAAAAAAAAAAACACAAACAUUUGACCAACUCGGAUGAGGAUUUGAAAAAUUCUGUAAUUUCAGAUAUAAACUGAAUAUAAUAUGCUUCAAUGGAGGUUACUGGUGCCAAAGUCGGCUUUUCCUCAUUAAACACCCCAUUUUUUUACUCUCUUUCAGCAUUGUGUGGUAAAUCUCAAUCUAAACAUUUCAAGCCAGUCGCUUUGAAGGUCUGCGAGUGUUUUUUGGGAUACAUGAAGUGAGUUUGUGUACAAGUAUGUCAUGCAGUCUGGUGUAAGAGGCUGUAGGCAAGAGAAUGAAGUGGAACAUGACUGAAAAAAAAACAUCACCUCGCUUUUCCACCGCACAGGGCCAACGAAUUUACAUAAGCAAAGUUUAGGCAAAGUUGGCGUCAAAUAUGGGAUGCCAAGCUAUUGUUUUACGCCCUGUGUUAGUGUUGAGGCAGCUGAUGAGAUUAAAACCGGUAGGUGUUGUUUAAUGUAGAAAUAGAGGCAUUUUAGACCGGUUAUAGGUUUUUGAAGAGAGAAAGUGUGGCUAACAAGUACUAGUUUCCAAAAUGCUCAAAUAAAGAAGUAUUAUUCCAUCCUCACAGUUUUGCAGGCAGUAGGCCACACUUUAGUGUGCUAACAGAGUGAAGGUAGGCCUGUUACGGAUCGUGUUAAUCAUUAGCUUUUGUGCUGCUGCAAAAUGCUUUUAUUUGGUUACACAGAUAAGUACAGAGAUUUACACAACGUUCUUAAAGUGAGGUGGGUUGCAAUAUGAAUAUUGAAUGUUAAGUUGAUUUGAAUAUUGUUAUUUUUUUUAUUUCACUUUUUGGUGGUGGUGGUGUCAUGCCCCAUUCCCUUGAUAUAAAGUGUUUUAUGGGAAACGGACUGCCCUGGUGUGUUUGGUUCUGGUAAUAAAUCAGUUGUAGCUUUUAAGGAAGAUUUGUUUAGUGCGGUCAUUUGUCUGCAUAUCAUUUUUCACCCCAAACCGACCCCUCUCAUUGCGGCCCCAUCCUGUUCAGCUGUCUUUUCGAAAAUAUCCAGAAGAAACAAUAGAGAACAUUUUAAAAGAUAAUUUAUUCACCAUUACAGAUCUGUAAUGUGAAGAGUGUUACAUUUUUUGCAGUAUUCAUAUUUGUGCCUUGAUUUAUUUUUCUUCAAUUUCGCAUUGUUUGUUGGGAUGUGCAGUGGGGUGCGUGUGGGUGGUGUUUAAAGGUAGAAUUGGAGGCACAUUUCGAUUUUUCUUUUACUCAGUUUUUUGUUUCAUUCUGGAGCUGUGUCUAUAAAUCUAAAAAUGUCUGCUGGUCGUUCUGUGGGAACUGAAAACAUGAGGAAUUUCUCCCAUGUUUGUAUCUUCAAGGUUGAGGGUCCACUUUAACUGUAACACCAGUACGAGAAGCUUAAAGACUUGAGAUGCCGGCUGCUUCAACUGACAUGUACGAUCUUGGUUCCAGACUUCUUUUUUUGCUGUUUUGUUUUUGUUGUACCGGUCUGUUCACUGCGUUUCACUCUGUAAUGAUCAUUAAAAGACUUUAUAGUUGAAAA
Pimephales promelas (fathead minnow) is the source of this 5182-nucleotide messenger RNA. It is a transcript of the gene b4galt6, whose product is annotated as beta-1,4-galactosyltransferase 6. NCBI's taxonomy places the organism in Eukaryota, Metazoa, Chordata, Actinopteri, Cypriniformes, Leuciscidae. Gene Ontology annotation, molecular function: UDP-galactose:glucosylceramide beta-1,4-galactosyltransferase activity. Gene Ontology annotation, cellular component: Golgi apparatus. The record is from RefSeq and is a predicted model, not a curated record. Gene Ontology annotation, biological process: glycosphingolipid biosynthetic process; carbohydrate metabolic process.